GCGGGGGACCGGGAGCACUUCCGGGGCAGGGGUGGCGGCGGUGGCGCCCGCAAGAUGGCGCGGCGGCGGCAGGCAGCGGAGCGCGUGGGGUCUGUCGCCCCGGACUCCUCGGAGGACGAGGCCCCGGAGGAAGUGGCCUUUGGAGUGGCGAAGGAGGCGGCUGAGGUCGAACGGAAGCUCGUGGGGGAGGCGGCCCGGAGGCACAAGGAGCUGUUGAAGGAGAAGCGGCGGCGGCGCCAGGAGCUAUUCACGGAGCAGAAGAAACGGAAGCGUCUCCCCGAGGCCGUUCUGCAGGAGCUGGCUGCCGCACCGCCCGCACGACCCGCCGAGCCGGCUGCGGCAGCUAACCGAGCUAAACGCCGUGGAGGUAGAGCUGCAAAGCAGAGAAAAAGCAAAGCCCAAAAGCAGGUGAAGAAAGGCAAGCAAGGAAAGGGUAAAAGGUCAAUAGGAAACUACACAGCUGUGUGCUUAAAAGAUCAGAGUGCAACAGGCCUCCACCAGCAGCUUGCCAGAGAUUUUCUAAACACUCAGCUCUAUGGACCAGGAACCAACCGGGUCCAGGCCAAUGAGUUUUUUUCCCUUGAAAACAAGAGGAACCCAGUUAAGAAAGCUGCAGUUCAAUUUGUGGAUAAAACCUGGGGGGAAAAAAUAAAGCAGAAAGCAACAAGAUGGCUUUCAGCACAGUUCAGCAAGGGCACAUGAGACAGAAGGUGCUGCUAAGGAGCCUCUCAACGCAAAGAAACGAGGCCUUGUUAUUAUCCAGCUCCAGAGCAUAACACAGGGAAAACAGUCUGGCAAUGUGAAUCUCCCUUCUCCAGGAGUGGAACAGAAUUGUGUUUGCUUUUCAACAGUCACCGAGUGUUCACCAGCAAAGUGGCACACAUGUCCACAGCUAUCUGUAAGCAUUGCUGCAUUCAAAGUUUACCAGGGAUGUCCUGAUUUUCACAUCUCAUUUAAAUUACCUAUUAAUUGAUGUCUGGUUAAAUAAUUGUUUCUGCAACUGCAUAAAUGGCUGGGCUGGAUUCCUCCACUUCGUCAGCCAGCCAGCAGCAGCAAUCGUUGUCUAAGCUCCAGGCUGCACACACUGCAGUGAUCUGCCUGCCCCUUGACUGGCCAGGGACAGUCAGCACCCUAACUGUCAAGAGUAAACAGGGUUUUUUUUAAAGGGUGUGCUAGCAAUCCGAGGGUACAAAAACACAAAUACAUGUGAUUAAGUAUAAAGGAGGCAAAUAAAAGUUAAAAAGGUGGUUUUUAGACCACAACUAUGUAAAAUUACGGAGGGGUGAGAGGGGGGGUGGAAACUUCUUUUUUUCACCUGUAAAUUCCCAUUCAGAGCUGCUCUUUUGAGCGUUUCAUAUUGGCACUUUGCAUUCUCCAGUUUCAGUGACUUGGAAUUUACACUUACUGCUGAAUGCAAACAUGCCGUGAGUGCUAAAAGGACUGAGGGAAGAGGGAGAAGCCAACCCUAACCCAAGUAUGCCACACAAUGGGAUCAUCCCUCUCAAAGGUGCUUCCUUAGAAACGGAUGCUAGUUUCAAUAUCCACGAGUUAGCAAUUCUCCCUGUUCCCACACUGCCACUGGAGCACUUAAAUCAAUGGUUAAAAGAUGUACAUCUAAUAACAGCAAAACAAACACACACACACACACAAUUAAGAUUGGCGCUGAUACCCCUAAUUAGCAAGUUGGGAAGCAUUGCAAGUAAAAACAUAACCUUGUUGCCAUCACUUAAUAAAAAUGUAAGAAAUAUCACUGCA
Pogoniulus pusillus (Red-fronted tinkerbird) is the source of this 1755-nucleotide messenger RNA. It is a transcript of the gene NOL7, whose product is annotated as nucleolar protein 7. The coding region runs from base 55 to 702 and encodes 215 amino acids. Gene Ontology annotation, molecular function: RNA binding. The transcript has 9 exons. The record is from RefSeq and is a predicted model, not a curated record. Gene Ontology annotation, cellular component: nucleolus; nucleus. Lineage: Eukaryota; Metazoa; Chordata; Aves; Piciformes; Lybiidae.